AGAAGUUCAACAAAUCACGGGGGGAGAUGUGGACCUAAGCUGCUGAGACAUGGACCCUGAAGCUGUCAAAAGGUUGAUCUCCGAUUUGGAGGAGAUCUGUCGGGAGCAUCAAGAGAAGCUGCAGAAGCGCAUAGCGCAGGAAGGUGAGCGGGAGCCCAGCCCCAGCAGCCCCAGCAGCCCCAGCAGCCCCAGCAGCUUGUUCGUGCUCCCCUCCGGUUCUCCGCAGCCCCCGCGGAUUUGGCCCAAACUGGCGCCCUUGAAGCCCCACGACUGGGCCAAAAUCUUAGGUGAGGUCAAAGGCUCCAACGAGGACAAAGCUCCGGCUCCGGCGUCGCCCUCGCCCAACUCGGAGGCGCGCUCGCCCGCGGCCCGCUGGCUUCGGCAGGGCGAGCCGGCAGAGGCGAAGUUGCUGCUGCCCCAUGUUCCGGCCAACAUGCUCGAGCCGGAGGGGUUGCCGAAAGCUACUCCAGCAGCUACAGCCUCUGCUCCGACUGAUGCGCCUGUAGCAGCGGAAGAAGCGCCAGCCGCAAAGGAAACGCCGGCCGCGAAGGAAGCGCCAGCCGAUGACGCAACAGCCGAUGAGCCAACGUCGUCGGACGGAGAGGGUGACUCAGGAAGGGCCCGGCCCUUGGCCCAUCGACGAAAGCAAAAGAGUGCGUCUCUAAAUGCAGCUGCCAUGCGUGCCGUGGCCAUGAAGAACGUACACAUUGCCGAGGAGGCUCCUGCAGAGAUGGAGGCCGAGUCAGUGCCUGUCAUCAUCACUCCCCGGCCGCGCCAAUCCAUGGCUUCCAAUUUUUCAGAUGCUGCGCAUCGAUCGUCCGUGAUUACAGACACCGUGAUUGCAGAGCCGGAAAUUUGGGAGAAUGAGCAGGACCCAGGGCAGAAUCAGAAGCGGCGGGGGGAAGUGAAAAAACAACUGGGUUGUUUGCCACCGAGCCUCAUCGCGCAAGCGGAAGACUUCGGCUCCAAGAAACGCAUGCGGAAGUCGCAGCUCUUGGCCGAAGAGAGUCGAAAGCGGGUGGCCGAAAACCAGACCUUGCCGCAGAAGAUCAUCUCUUCUGGAUGGUACGAGAGCUUAAGUGGUGGCCUGAUUUUGUUGAACUGCGGCUUUGUGGCAUGGCAAACGCAGAGCAAAGCCUUAGAAGACGAAUCAAACGUGGAGAAUUCCAUCGAGUUGAGUAUAAAGGAACCUGUCUUGUUCAACGUCAUCCAGGGAGUCUUCGCCAUUGUCUUCGCAAUCGAUUUGGGCGUCCGAAUAUGGGCGGACAAGAUGUACUUCCUGAGCUGCCGCAACAGGGAAAUCCUGUGGAAUGUGUUAGACUCGUUAGUGGUGGCCUUUGAUUUAUUCAGCCUCUUCCUGGAAGUGUGGGUCCAGUUCGGCUUGCUGCGCAUGAUGCGCGUCAUUCGCAUUGUGCGGGUCAUCAAGAUCAUUCGUGUCAUGAAGUCUUUUGCUGAACUGCGGAUGCUCAUGUAUUCCAUCAUCAGCUGCAUCAAAUCCUUGGUUUGGGUCAUCGCGGUGCUGGCUUUGAUGCUGGGCCUCUUUGCUGUGCUCUUCACCUCGGCCACGGGCUCCGAGCUCGACACCCUGGAGAAACGAAGGGAUCCACGGAACGCCCUGCUGGUGAAGACUUUUGGUACUUUGGACCGUUCCGUAGUGGAGCUGUAUAUGGCAAUGACUGGUGGCACGGACUGGGUGGUCCAAUAUGAGGCAGUGUUUUCCUUGCCAGUGAUCUACCACGGCAUGUUCCUGAUUUACAUCACCUUCAGCAUUUACGCCCUGGCGAACGUCAUCACCAGCAUUUUCCUCGAAAAUGCGAGGAGGAGCAGCAAGACGGACCGCGAGCAUGUCAUUCAGGAAGAGCUGCAGAGCAGGACUCAAUAUAUGCGAGACAUUGAGAUGAUCUUUGCCGAGAUGGAUGUGGAUGGCAAUGGCCUCAUCAGCCGACAGGAGUUUGAGGACACCAUGGGGGAUGAACGUGUGGUGGCCUAUUUCAGGUCCAUGAAACUGGACGCCAGAGAAGCGGAGCAGGUCUUCAACCUUUUGGACUAUGACGAUUCAGGUGAGGUGAGCUACGAAGAGUUUGUGGACGGCUGUUGGAAGUUACAGGGAGAGGCGCGAAGUUUGGACAUGAAGAUGGUCCAAUUGGAAGUGGCAGCCUUGAGUCGCGCCGUUCGCGGCGUACAGCAGUCUAUGGACCAAUCGCAUAGCAAAAUGCGGAGGUCACAUGUACCUGUAGAGACACCUGAAGAGUUGCCUUAGGAUCCCCCCCGGCUGGUAGUUCUUGUUGGGGUCAGGAGGAUCCAAGGGGUGUCAUGGGACAUGACAAGCGAAUGGCUUGAUGCCCUUGGUGUCUUUUUCAAGCGGAGAAUCCACAACCGCAACGUGGCAAUGGAAACUUCGUGGAAAGCUGCCUAGAGCUGAAGUUUUCCUGAAUGGACUUGGGUUGGGCCACGGAUGUGGCUAUAUUCUAUGUUGACUUGCA
Molecule: messenger RNA, 2483 nt
Organism: Cladocopium goreaui
Lineage: Eukaryota; Dinophyceae; Suessiales; Symbiodiniaceae
Source: the annotation of a GenBank genome assembly